AUGGAGCUGGAGCCGGGAAUCAAUAUCUUAGUUGAUUACAAACUAGAGUUCUCAUUCACAUCAACUCUGAGAUUACAGGCUCGGCAGGUUGGUCUUCAUAGCAGCACAUGGGUCUUCAAGAGGGAGUUCGAUCUCAUGGUUUCCAUUGAGCUUGGUGUUAUUGCUGCACAGACUCAUUUUUCACUAUUAUAUCUUGUUGUUUUUUUCCAAGAUUUUCUAAUGGAAGAUGAACCAAAGAAUUUUAUAAAAAGAAAAGUUGAAUUUGGAAUAAAAUAUAUAAAGGGAAACAAUAUUGACAUGAUAGGGUUGUUUUGUCUCCUUUAUCGAGGUAACAAUAAUGAAGAAUUUAGGGGCAAUUUGGUAUUUUCAAAUAACAUCAAGUCUGAACAAGUGGUGUUAGGAGGAAACGACAAAGAUAACCAAUAGAGGACUAUCUAUACAUGAUAUGUUGCUUAAGGCAUACAUGACAAACAUAAACUAGGAUGCUAUUGUUUUUGUUUCUUUAAACGGUGUUAAAUCAAAGUAGAUUGUUAUUGUUUAUAUUUUAUUGAGGACCUACUUUUGGGAUUAGA
This is a messenger RNA of Lactuca virosa, 572 nucleotides long. The record is from the annotation of a GenBank genome assembly. Lineage: Eukaryota; Viridiplantae; Streptophyta; Magnoliopsida; Asterales; Asteraceae.